Mytilinidion resinicola is the source of this 1017-nucleotide messenger RNA. RefSeq lists its product as uncharacterized. The transcript is spliced from 4 exons. NCBI's taxonomy places the organism in Eukaryota, Fungi, Ascomycota, Dothideomycetes, Mytilinidiales, Mytilinidiaceae. The record is from RefSeq and is a predicted model, not a curated record. The annotation marks the transcript as partial.
ACGGGCUUACCGCUCGACGAUCUCCCGCUUGCAUUCCAGCAAGCGAUCAUGAUUUGUGCGUCGCUGGGGUUUGAGUACAUGUGGAUCGACAGCCUAUGCAUUCUCCAAGACAGCUACAAAGACUGGCAGGUGCAGAGCGCUGUAAUGGGAGACGUCUACAAGUAUGCGUGUUUGAAUGUUGCCGUUCUUUGUAUUGAGGUGCUAACGAGUGGCUAUAUAGUGAAGAGAGACCAGGGGUUGCAGGCAGCAACGGUGACAAAACAACAGGUGAACCUUGUCCAGCUGAGAAGUGAACCCUGGACUAAUGAGUCAAACGCACCGCUUUUAAAGCGAGCGUGGGUGUUUCAAGAAUGCUGUCUUGCGCGGCGCACCCUCGCCUUUGCUAACAAUAUUGUGUAUUGGGCCUGGAUACUGCAUUCUGUACAAGAAACCGCCGCGACGCUCGCAGUUGGAGCUGCUGGAAGCGGAGUGGCACUAGAGCAAACAAAGAUACCAAAAGAGCAGUUGGAGGAGUUGAUCAAGGCCUUCGAUAUUGGCUGGCAGUCUUACGUGACGGACUACACACUGUACAAACUGACGAAGCACACUGACAAGCUCAUCGCAUUUUCAGCCGUUGCGCGGGAGAUGGCCAAUACGCAGAUUAUGGGGAAGAGAAGAUACCUCGCGGGGCUAUGGGAUGUGAAUUUGCCAUUCCAGAUGGCGUGGAUUACCGUCGAAGGCCAAACUACUCCGCCAAGGAAGAGGGUUGGGGAUGCAGGAUAUGUGGCGCCGAGCUGGAGCUGGGCGAGCGUGGAAGCGCCAGUGCAGCCAGCUUUCAUAUUCAAUUUUGGUAAUGGACUUGUUGCGCUGGCUGAUGUCCGCGCCGCGGAAGUAGCGCUUGAGUCGGACUAUGCCUUUGGGUCAUGUCCAGUCUGCGCGAAAUGCAAGUUGCCUUUAUCUACGACAACAACGUCCCGCCUAUUCUGUUGGCGUUCUUCCAAAGGAGCGGACGGGCACCAUCUAUCAUGCGAGAUGUAA